Molecule: messenger RNA, 1166 nt
Organism: Aegilops tauschii subsp. strangulata
Lineage: Eukaryota; Viridiplantae; Streptophyta; Magnoliopsida; Poales; Poaceae
Product: chloroplast envelope quinone oxidoreductase homolog
Molecular function (GO): oxidoreductase activity
Source: RefSeq, a predicted model, not a curated record
UAUAGUUUCUGAAUUUGCUACAAAAUCAUCAUAGUUUAAAAAAAAUCCUUGUCUUUGCAAGUGUGCCUUAUAUCCGUACCCACCCGUACGUUGCCACUAUGAUAUGCUUUGAGCUAGCUUUAUUCUUCGCUAGCUCCAUCCAAAGGCAUACGACUCACAUUUGCCACAGGAUUAUGGCCACCUCCGGGAUGAAGGCGUCCAGCCUGCGCGCCGUGCAGUAUAGCGGCUACGGUGGCGGUGCCGCGGCCCUUAAGUACGUGGAUAUCCCAGUUCCUUCACCGAAGAAAGAUGAAGUUCUCAUAAAAGUUGAAGCAGCAAGCAUAAAUCCAGCGGAUUGGAAGAUCCAGAAAGGGAUGCUCCAUCCUUUUAUUCCUAAAUUCCCGUUUAUUCCAGUAACCGACGUUGCUGGAGAGAUUGUUGAGGUUGGUUCUGCGGUUCAAGAGUUGAAAGUUGGUGACAAAGUUGUGUCCAAAUUAGUCUUUUGGAAAGCUGGUGGCCUCGCCGAGUAUGUUGCAGCAUCCGAGAGCAUCACCGUCACCCAACCCACCGGAGUAUCCGCUGCCGAUGCCGCAGGGCUGCCCAUCGCCGGCCUCACUGCUCUGCAGGCCCUGAAGGCCAUUGGCACGAAGUUCGACGGCACAUGCAGCGGCAGCAACAUCCUGAUCACCGCGGCAUCAGGCGGCAUCGGCACGUACGCCGUCCAGCUCGCCAAGCUCGGGAACCACAACGUCACCGCCACCUGCGGUGCCCGCAACCUGGAGGCCGUCAUGAACAUCGGCGCCGACGAGGUGCUUGACUACAAGACCCCGGAAGGCGUGGCACUGAGCAACUCUUCGGGCAAGAAGUACGACUACAUCGUGAACACCACGGCUGAUGGCAAGUGGUCGGCCUUCAAGCCGGCCCUCAACUGCCCUGGCAGAGUCGUCGAUAUAGCUUCCAACUUUUGGAACUUUGUCGCAUCAAUCCUGACGUUUUUCUCCAACAAGAAGCUGUCCAUCGUGAUCGAAUCGAUGGGGAAGGAGGACCUGAGGUUUCUGCUUGAGCUGGUGAAGGAAGGGAAGCUCAAGACGGUUGUCGACUCACGCCAUCCAUUCGAGAAGGCAGCGGACGCGUGGGAGAAGAGCAUGAGCGGGCACGCCACAGGAAAGGUCAUAGUUGUGAUGUGA